GCUCGGCCCGUCCCUGUCUGCCCGCCCGCUGCUGCCGCUCGGCCCGUCCCCGCCGUGCCCACCUGCCUGUUCGCUGUCGCCGCCGCCUCCGGGCCGCGGGGGUGGGGGAGGAUGGAGUCAGUGUUCGUCACGGUGGGCACCACGAGUUUCGACGAGCUGGUGGAGGAGAUCUCCUCCGAGAGGGCCGUGAGGAUUCUUAAAGACCUGGGCUACAGGAAGCUUGUUCUUCAGAUUGGCCGUGGAUUUGUUGAGCCAAAGCCUUCAGUUGGAACAGACUUUACUGUUGAGGUUUAUAGGUUCAAGGACAGCAUAGCAGAUGACAUUCGGAACGCUACUCUUGUUAUUAGUCAUGCUGGUGCUGGAAGUUGUCUUGAAAUCCUUGAAGCAGGGAAGCCUCUCAUAGUUGUUAUUAAUGAGAAGUUGAUGAACAAUCACCAGCUGGAACUGGCCAAACAGCUACACCGUGAUGGACAUCUCCUGUACUGUACUUGCAGUACACUUCGUAAAACAUUACAAAAAUCAGACUUCACAUCUUUGAAACCAUUUCCUUCGGGGCACCCUGAAAAAUUUGCAGCGCUUAUGGAUAAUGUUUUUGGAUUCCAACGACUGAAAUAUAAACCUAAUCAUUUUAUAUUUGACCUGCUUAAUUUGUACCUUGUGAUGGUUAUUAAUGAAAAGAAUGGUCCUGCCCCAUGGCGGGGUGAAACAAUGCAGCAGGGGGUCAGGAAAUAUUUUGGGCAGAAGUGUCUGAGUGAAGUGACCAUGGACGAGUAUUUGAGCAGCCAGGGACUCUACCGCAAACUCACCGCCAAGGAUGGCUCCUGUCUCUUCAGGGCGGUCUCCGAACAGUUGUUUCUGACACAAAUCCAUCACUUGGAGAUCAGAAAAACCUGUGUUACCUACAUGACGGUGAACCACUGCAAAUUUGAGACGUUUAUUGAUGGUUCUUAUGAAAAGCGCAUGGAGCGUUUGGCUGACCCCAAGGAAUGGGCCGGUGUCCUGGAGAUGAAUGCUCUCUCUCUGAUGUACAAUUGUGAUUUUCUCAUUUAUCGGUACCCUGGAAAACCUCCCACGCAAGGCACCAAUAAUGGGUUUGAGAAGAAGAUCUUGCUAUGCUGCUCCAACAAUGGUCACUAUGACAGUGUCUUCACCAAGCAGUUUCAGGGCCUUGCAGCUGUGUGUCAAGCGGUGGUGUAUGAGAUGCUGUACAGAGACGUGUUUGAGGUGAACGAGGAGGAGCUGCGAGCCGCAGUGGAACUGUUCCGUAGUCACGGCAAGAGGACCAGGCGAGGAAGUGCGUCUCAGGCCAACGACGAAGCUGAACCUCUUGCUGAAAAGGCGGUGCGCAAAUAUGACAAAGAAAACAGUGACCAAGAAAGUUUGCCAGAGGAGAAAUCAGCUCGGCAUGCAGCAGAAGAAAUGAAGACGCUGGAAGGCCCGGCUAAGAUGCCAUUUCCCUUUAAAGUAUUGAAGGCACUGGAUUCGGAAAUUUAUCGCAAUGUGGAAUUUGAUGUUUGGCUUGACAUCCGAAAAGAACAGCAGAAGGUGGACUACAUGGUGGUUUCUGGAAGACAGUACUGUUUGGGGGAUAAAUGUCAGGUGAAACUGGAGCAAGGAGGGAAAUACUAUAACGCUCACAUACAAGAAGCAGGACAGGAUGGCAACUCUGUGACCGUCUUCAUAGAAGAAUUAGCGGAGAAGCACACUGUUCCUUUGACAAACCUGAAGCCCGUGACUCAAGUCACACCAGUUCCUGCCUGGAAUAUGGUUUCAAACAGAAAAGGUGGCAGCUAUCCGAAGAUACCCAGUGGCUACAUCUCGGAGUUGGGUUAGUAAUGAACCUUUAUCGUUGUAGAUCUCGAUCCAAAGUCACGCAGGCGGUUUCUGAAGAAGAUGCGUGGGAAACAGGUUUUUAUGGCAUUUGCCUGUGGCAGAGGACAACCCGUUCUACCUCCACGCCUGCAAAACAACCUUCCCUCUGGACGAUCCGCGCCCAUCCCAUCGCCUCAAAAUGGCCACUUUGUUCCCUAUGACCAGUACAGGGUCCCUCCGCCCCCUCUCCACAAUGGACGCAACACCUACGCUCCAUCCAGGUCGGCAAACUAUCGGAGUCAUGCGAAUCGAUACAUGAGUCAUCAUGGCUUUGAUCCUGAUUAUAUCUAUAGCUUUCCUGGCCAGGGGAAGAGAUGCUGUCAGCAUUAUGAUCACUUCACCUACAGAUCACGCUCCUACAGCAGAAGUCGCCGACCCUUUCAGUACGUUAACAAGGAUUGCCAGUACGGCUACAUACCAGAGGACGAGGAGUCUAGAGCAAUUGAAGAACCUGGCGCUUUCUACGAAAUUGAGGAAGGAAAUGAGGCUGCUUAUCCUGCUGUGCAUAGCCAGUCAGCUUCCUCUCCAGUUGUGACUGCUCCGGGUGGCUACUGGGUAACGAGAAGCGGAAAGUUGAUCAACUCUUCCUCUGAAGAUGCUGAUGAGCCCGGUGAUGGAGAUUCUGGAUACUCUGAUCCAACAAUAUACAGUGCAGCCGAGGCAACAGCUAAUCUGACUAUUCAGGAGGGAUGCUGUGACAUGGAGGCGCCUCAGGACUGCCAAGUCGGCAUGCACUGCAGCUACUCACAGCAGAUGUUGGCGAAUUCUGCAGUGAUCUCUGCGUCCACUUGUGUGAGCGCCGCCUCUGUGUGUUUCUCCUCUAACUCUGGGGAAGCGAGUCAGCCUGCGGUCACCUACACGACCAUGCCACAGCACGCCGUGCCACCGCCUCUACUGAUGCCGUCCCAUGCUGCCGGGAUGCCAGGUCCUCUUCCUGAAAUGGGUGAAGCGAUGACUUCUCCCGCUCCCCCGCCAUAUUCCUGUGAUCCCAACGGCAAUGACCUACCUCAAGAUAGGAAGGUGGUUCAGUAUUACUUCAACCUUGGCUUGCAGUGCUGCCACCAGAGUUACUGGCCGCCUGUGGUGUACAUGCCGCCGCAUCAGCCGCUGGAUGUCCAUCCAGUGUUCCCGGCAACCGCUCAGUUUGUUGAGCACUCGCCAGUGCCGCCACCUUACGGUGAUGGUGGCAGAAACGAUGACCAUUCCAGUUCCUCUGACACCUCUUACAACGGCAAGUUGCGUCUUGACCUGAUGGGGAAAUGCGGAAAUGGGUUGCUGUGUUUGUUUUCUGUACUAAUGGACUGCCUUUAUUUUGCAGGUUACACUGCUGCAGAGGCUCAACCAGUUCCACAGUCGACAGUAUAUUAUCCAGUGCUGACGGACCAGUACGUUCCACCGCCUCUUUCUACCUACGAUCCUUGCAUCCCUGUGACAACCACGCUUCACCAUGUUGGGCCUUGGUAUCCGGCAAGCCAGCUAUGUCCUAACUCCAGGCUUCAGACCACGACAUGCCCGACCCUCCCCCCUCCGCUCAAUUACGUUGCAUCUGCCAACCAGCCAACCCACUAUGCAUCUCACUAACUUAUGGAAGUGCCUUUCUGGUUCCGCAGACCCAACUUGACUUAAUUCCCUCCAUUCUUGGUGCACCCCAUCCUCUAGUUUGAAUAUUUUCACCAGUCACGAUAAAAAAUCUACCAUCUGACAUGUUUGGUGUUUUGGUAAAUGGGGAUUUUUCUCACCAAUUCUUUGUGCUUUUUUCCUCGGUCUGGCUGGUAAAAUUCCCCAAGUAUAUUUGCAGACCAAAAAAAAUGUGCACAGCUAAUAAGUAAAUGUUUCUCCUUCAAUAACACCUUCCCUGCCCCCUCUUCAAUCCUGAUCUUCAAGCGACAAGUGUUCAUGCUUUUUCUGUCACUGCACAAUGUCAACAGAAGUUCAACUUGCCAAUUUGAAGAUUGACGGUGAAUCUGGAUUCUGUCGAAGAACUCUUGCACCACGUAUUGCCUUCCGCAGGGAUAUUGUCCCUACUUGACAUUGUUUAAAUGAACAUGCUUUCAGUAUCACUUCUACCUCAUCUUUGGUGUGUGCCUUGUCUUCAAGGCCUGUGUGUAUGUUGUCGUCCAGAGUCCAGCUCGGCUGAAAACGUUGACUUUCUCUUGGUUUGUUGGGCGACUGAAGAA
Amblyraja radiata (thorny skate) is the source of this 4049-nucleotide messenger RNA. RefSeq names its product ALG13 UDP-N-acetylglucosaminyltransferase subunit (gene alg13). Lineage: Eukaryota; Metazoa; Chordata; Chondrichthyes; Rajiformes; Rajidae. The record is from RefSeq and is a predicted model, not a curated record. The transcript has 28 exons. Gene Ontology annotation, biological process: dolichol-linked oligosaccharide biosynthetic process. Gene Ontology annotation, molecular function: hexosyltransferase activity.